Messenger RNA from Serendipita indica DSM 11827, 930 nucleotides. NCBI's taxonomy places the organism in Eukaryota, Fungi, Basidiomycota, Agaricomycetes, Sebacinales, Serendipitaceae. The record is from the annotation of a GenBank genome assembly.
AUGUCAGCAGAAAUUGACUAUGAAGCACUCCCAGACACUGCGGGCCAUGGAGUGCACAUGUUGGCCGGUGCAUUGGCUGGAAUAUCAGAGCAUGCGAUCAUGUUCCCUGUCGAUAGCAUCAAAACGCGUAUGCAGGUCCUUUCCCCAUCACCCGCAGCCAUCUACUCUGGGAUGUCGAAUGCGAUAACGCGCAUCUCGUCCACCGAGGGGCUCCGCACAUUAUGGAGAGGAGUAGCCUCUGUCAUCGCCGGUGCCGGUCCUGCGCAUGCCGUGCAAUUUGGAACACUAGAGGCGGUCAACGAUAUGAUGGGCAAGAGGGAGGGAAGUUCCGCCUGGGUCUCGACAGCUGUGGCUGGUGCUGCAGCGGCAAUAACGAGCGACGCGGUCAUGACUCCUUUCGAUGUCAUCAAACAACGAAUGCAGGUUCACAACUCGGAAUAUCGAUCGGUGAUUACAUGCGCAAAGACUCUUUAUCGCCGAGAGGGGUUGACCGCAUUCUACGUCUCCUAUCCGACAACACUGCUCAUGACAAUACCCUUCACCGCAGUUCAAUUCUCUGUGUAUGACCGCACAUUGAACUAUAUCAACCCACACCGCAAGUAUGAUCCGUUAUCGCACAUUAUCUCUGGAGGCUUUGCAGGUGCCGUCGCCGCCGCCGUGACGACGCCCUUGGACGUCGCAAAGACAUUAUUACAGACGAGAGGAACAACAGAGGACAAGGAAAUCAGAGCAGCGAACGGGAUUAGAGACGCCGUGCGGAUUAUAUGGAAGCGGGAUGGCCUAAGAGGCUUCGGUCGAGGGCUUACCCCACGCGUAUUGACGUUCAUGCCCAGUAAUGCCCUCUGCUGGAUGAGCUACGAAUUCUUCAAAAUGGCCCUACGGUUAGGCGGAGAACAACAAACUCCACCGCGGACCAGCACACAUGCCUAA